Rhizophagus irregularis DAOM 181602=DAOM 197198 is the source of this 851-nucleotide messenger RNA. NCBI's taxonomy places the organism in Eukaryota, Fungi, Glomeromycota, Glomeromycetes, Glomerales, Glomeraceae. The record is from RefSeq and is a predicted model, not a curated record.
ACAAAUAAAAUUCACAUUUAUAAAAUUACUUUUAAUAGAAUGUCGGCCACUCGAUUUGAAUGUUAUGAGGGAGAAAUAUUAAAUCAUCACUUAAAUCGUUAAAUAUUACUUAUUAAUUAGACUUCAGCCUAUUUUUUUUUUUUUAAUGAUGAAAUGAUAUAAAUUAAAAAAUAAUUUGAUAUUCUUUUUUUUUCCCACAAUUUUUUAUCAUAAUUCUUGUUUCGCUUUAAUCAAGUUCAAAUAUGUCAGAAGGAAUUUCGAGGAUUAAGAGACAAUAUCCACCUGAAGAAGAGGACGCAAGUCGAUUAAAAUUCAACGAAGAAUUUAAAAAUGGAACUGUUUCCGAAUUUUCUUGUUUGAGUUUAUCUGAAGUCGCUAUUAUGUUGGAACAAACGAAAUUGGGAAAUCCCGAAAAUCAUGGGGCGAUUGUUGAUAAAAUGAUAGAUUAUUGUAAGACUUAUCGAACGUUUAAAGACAAAGAAACUGUACAAGAAAUUCGUAGAACCUUGAAUAAGUACGAACUGCAUGAGUAUGAAGUUUCCCAAUUAAUUAACUUGAUUCCUGGUAGUGUCGAAGAAGCAUUAUCUUAUAUUCCCAGGUAAACAAAAUCAUGUAACAAACGCCAAGAGUCGAUCAGGCAGAAAUGAUCAACAUUCGCUAUGUCAUAUUCACUGUAUUAAAACGUUCUAUAUUUUAUUUGCAGCUUGAGAUCAAAAUUUUCAAAUGAAAAAAUUAAUGAAAUUAUUGAAGAUGUUAACGAAUUAAAGAAAUAUCAAGGGUAGAACUUUCAUUUCAAAGAAUUCAUAAAUAUUAAUUUUAAAAUUGGCUUUUGCUAUAAGUAAAUAUUCGUU